Messenger RNA from Dictyostelium discoideum AX4, 168 nucleotides. RefSeq lists its product as hypothetical. The record is from RefSeq and is a predicted model, not a curated record. The transcript has a single exon. Lineage: Eukaryota; Evosea; Eumycetozoa; Dictyosteliales; Dictyosteliaceae. Bases 1 to 168 code for a protein of 55 amino acids.
AUGAUUAAAUUAUUAUUAGUUUUAAUGAUAGUAUUAUUAUUUAAUUCCCAAGUAAUGGCUCAAUCCAGACCAUGUGACAAGGUUCAAUGCUCUAUUCCAAGAUGCCCACCAGGUUCAAAAUUAACAGUUUCACCAACAAUAUCCUGUUGCCCAUUCUGUGCUAGAUAA